CAAUUUCAUUUUCAAGUCGCUAUGAAAUUCGUUGUUUAAUUUUGUAAUUAUUUAAUUAAUUUGUGUAUAAAAAGUUGGUGUAUAUUACUGAAGUGUUAUCUAGACUUAGAAUUCUUAGUUAAAGAAAAGUUUCAGACCAGUAAUAUAGAGUUUUCAAACUAUCAUCAUUUAUUAAAUCGAGGGAAAAGUUAUUCAAAAUAUUGCAAAAUGACUUCAGCUCUUUAUUUAGAGCACUACCUUGAUAGUCUUCAGCAUUUACCGAUAGAAUUACAAAGAAACUUUAAAUUAAUGCGAGAUCUUGACGAUAGAGCUCACGGUUUAAUGAGAACAAUCGAUCUUAUGGCUGAUGAAUUAUUACCAAACAUUCCGAAGAUGGACGAGGAAACGAAGAAAGAAAAAGUAAAUACCAUUCAAGGGCUUUUUAAUAAAGCGAAAGAAUACGGCGAUGAUAAAGUGCAGCUAGCAAUUCAAACUUAUGAGUUGGUAGAUAAACACAUACGGCGCCUUGACUCUGACCUCGCGCGAUUUGAGUCCGAAAUACAAGAGAAAGUAAUGAGCUCUAGGGCAGCGCAACAAGCUGCUACAGAACAGGAAGUCACUCCAACAACAGUUAAGAAGGGAAGGAAGAAGAAUAGAAGCAGUGAAAAGUCAGUUGCAACAACAGGAAAGAAAAAACGCGCAGGUGCGUCUAGCGAAGAUGAUGCUGUUGCUAGUGGUAGAUCUGCGGCUAAAAAGAAGGCACAAAAGAAGGGCACUGCGGCAACUGUGAAUCCGGCAAAAGAACCAGAAGAAAAUGCUGAUUUGGAUUCAGUGGCUGGCAUCACUCAUCCUAGCGAUGUGUUGGAUAUGCCCGUCGAUCCCAAUGAGCCAACAUAUUGCCUCUGCCAUCAAGUGUCGUAUGGUGAAAUGAUUGGUUGUGACAACCCAGACUGCCCAAUAGAAUGGUUCCACUUUGCCUGCGUAGACCUUAAGAUUAAACCUAAAGGUAAAUGGUACUGCCCUAAAUGUACACAGGAUAGGAAAAAGAAAUGAUCUACAGUAAAGCCUCCUGCUAAACCCCCAGGUAAAGCUCCAACUAAAGCAAUGGCUGAAAAGACUGUUAAUGUAAAAAUUGAAAUAUAGUGAUUUUAUUAGAUAUUUAUAGAUUAAAUAUAUGGUCCUUCACUAUUAGUAAGUAAAGAGGUUAAAUAAUAUAAAUUUAACUUAUUUUUUAGUAUUAUGUGAUUCAUAAUAAUAUAUAAAUGUACAUAAACUUUAAAAUGUUAGAAAAUAUAAUCAAAUAAUGAUUAAAAUAUUGUUUACAUGCCUACUACAUUCAGUAAACAUUUUUAGGUUACCAAAAGAUAUAAAAUAUGACUUGGACCUGUUACAUUUAUACUCAGAUUUUUAAAUUUGUUGCAAUAGAAAUUGAAGAAAAUUUCAUAAAUGAACUACAUCUACUGUACUUGCAAUUUACAGAACUCUAAAGAAAAGAUAAUAAUUGUUUUAUUAAAAGCAUAAAGAUUACUCCAUACUGCAUUAUUCAACUGUAUUUGAUUAUUUUUUCUAGAAUGGAUUGAUAUACAGUUUAUUAAAAAGCUUUCUACAAAAUUGUUAUGUACAUUGUAAAACUAUUAAAUAAGACACAUGUAUGACGCUCCGAGGCAAUCUUUAAUGUAAGUAAUAUUACAUACCUAUUGUUAUAAAACAGGCUGCCUAUAUUUAAGGACUAAGUAAGAUCUAUAAGUUAUCAUAUAACUGGAAAGACUAAUUUAAUUAACAUUGAUUAUGAUAAGUAGCAAUAAAACAGAAUUUAUAUAAAUUAUGGAAAUAAGCAUAAAUUAUAACAUUUAUCCUUAAGAUAAUUGAAAAAUAAAUUAAAUAUAUAUAUAUAUAUAUGUAUUACAAGCAACACAACAAUUCUGGUCUUGAUUUCAAUAUUCAAAUUAAAAUUGUGUAUCUUGUUAAAUUAAAUCAAUAUUGUAAAUCGUCUUACUACAAUGUGCUCAAAGUAGGUAAGUACAUAUUUGUAUUUUCUAUUUGGACACUUAUUAAAAUUGUGGGCAACACUGCAGUGCCAUAAAUAUGUAAAUUUUGAAUUAAAUUUAAUCAAACUGCUGACGCUCAGAUUAAUAUUGCCUUUUUGUGUGUCAUUGGAUUUACUGGAGAGAUUUUAAUGGACUAUGUAUAAGUAUGAAAAACUUUGUUAAUAAAGAAUUGUUUUUGACAAUACAAAUUUAAUAUACUCAAAUUACAAUACCUAAAUGACAAUUUUCAUUGAUUUAUUAACUAUUUCAGACUGGAAAAAAAUAAAUAUAAUUGUUUUUUUGUGAUACAAUUUUUUUUUUAUUUCAAAUAUUUUGUAUUUUAUUGUGUACUCAAAUUAUGCUUGGUCCAUUUAUAUUUCUUUUGAAAACUGUGAAAAAGUUUAUGUUAUAAAUUUGUAUCCAAAUAGUUGGAAAAAGAAAUAUGAACCCUUUAUAAUCAUCAUAGUCCAUAGACAUGUUUCAAUCUUUAUUUUAUCUUAAAUAAUAAAUCCAAUACAACCUUUAACAAUGUAACAAAUGUUUUUUACUUGUUCUUUCACAUUUUCUUUUCAUUUCUGACACUACUAAUAUUGUACUUAGUUUAACUAUGUAACAUUUCAAACCAAAAAUUGUAUAAAUUUCGGUUACAUAAUUCUGCAUUACCAAUUAACAUGAUUAUUUCAGUUAUUUGAAAUCUUUAUUGUUUUAUAAUUUCUAAGAAUGUGUUGUUUUAUUAUUUGCAUAUAAAUGAGGUUUAUUUUUA
This is a messenger RNA of Colias croceus (clouded yellow), 2769 nucleotides long. It is a transcript of the gene Ing5, whose product is annotated as inhibitor of growth protein 5. Bases 208 to 1032 code for a protein of 274 amino acids. The record is from RefSeq and is a predicted model, not a curated record. NCBI's taxonomy places the organism in Eukaryota, Metazoa, Arthropoda, Insecta, Lepidoptera, Pieridae. The transcript has a single exon. Gene Ontology annotation, cellular component: nucleus. Gene Ontology annotation, biological process: regulation of DNA-templated transcription.